Molecule: messenger RNA, 3496 nt
Organism: Rhinopithecus roxellana (golden snub-nosed monkey)
Lineage: Eukaryota; Metazoa; Chordata; Mammalia; Primates; Cercopithecidae
Gene: E2F2
Product: E2F transcription factor 2
Biological process (GO): regulation of transcription by RNA polymerase II
Cellular component (GO): RNA polymerase II transcription regulator complex
Molecular function (GO): DNA-binding transcription factor activity, RNA polymerase II-specific; protein dimerization activity; RNA polymerase II cis-regulatory region sequence-specific DNA binding
Source: RefSeq, a predicted model, not a curated record
GCCAACCGGAGCGCGGCAUUUUCCGCGGGAGAUCCGAAUUUCGCGGCACGCCGUUUGGCGCUAAAAAAAAAAAAAAAAGAAAAGAAAAAAAAAGAGGCAGAGAAAGACUCAGGGACUAGAGAGCGGGCCGCAAGGAAGUCGGCGCAGUCGAGACCCCCCCUCCCCGUCCCAGCGCAUCGCGUCUCCGCCGAGCUCGCGGGCACACCGGGGACCCCUCCCCAGAGCCGGCCGGACCCCAGGUGCCGAGGCCUUGGGGGGCGCGGGGCGUCCCGGGUCGCGGUGCCCUCGGGGCGGGACAGCCCCUGGCAGUGCCACCACCGCAACCGCCGGGCGAUCUCCAAGCGGCGAUCUCCAAGCGCUGAUCUGCUCGGCUGCGGGCCAGGAGGGGAGGGUCCGGCCUUGCCCCGCAGGCGUCCAUUGGUGGCUUUCCCCGGCCUCCGCGCCAUGCCGCGGGCCGUGUGAGCGGCUGCAGCACCGGAACCCGCAGGUGUCCGCGGGCGCGCCAGGCCCGUUUGGGUAGGGGGCGCCUUACUCGCUAUGCUGCAAGGGCCCCGGGCCUUGGUUUCGGCCGCUGGGCAGCCCCCGAAGGUGGUGCCCGCGAUGAGCCCCACAGAGCUGUGGCCAUCCGGCCUCAGCAGCCCCCAGCUCUGCCCAGCUACUACCAGCUACUACACGCCGCUGUACCCGCAGACGGCGCCUCCCGCAGUGGCGCCCGGCACCUGCCUCGACGCCACUCCCCACGGACCCGAGGGCCAAGUUGUUCGAUGCCUGCCGGCAGGCCGGCUGCCGGCCAAAAGGAAGCUGGAUCUGGAGGGGAUUGGGAGGCCCGCCGUCCCUGAGUUCCCAACCCCCAAGGGGAAGUGCAUCAGAGUGGAUGGCCUCCCCAGCCCCAAAAUCCCCAAAUCCCCUGGGGAGAAGACUCGGUAUGACACUUCGCUGGGGCUGCUCACCAAGAAGUUCAUUUACCUCCUGAGCGAGUCAGAGGAUGGGGUCCUGGACCUGAACUGGGCCGCUGAGGUGCUGGACGUGCAGAAGCGGCGCAUCUAUGACAUCACCAACGUGCUUGAGGGCAUCCAGCUCAUCCGCAAGAAGGCCAAGAACAACAUCCAGUGGGUAGGCAGGGGAAUGUUUGAAGACCCCACCCGGCCUGGGAAGCAGCAACAGCUGGGGCAGGAGCUGAAGGAGCUGAUGAACAUGGAGGAGGCCUUGGACCAGCUCAUCCAGAGCUGCUCUCUGAGCUUCAAGCACCUGACUGAGGACAAGGCCAACAAGAGGCUGGCCUAUGUGACUUACCAGGAUAUCCGUGCUGUCGGCAACUUUAAGGAGCAGACAGUGAUUGCCGUCAAGGCCCCUCCGCAGACGAGACUGGAAGUGCCUGACAGGACUGAGGACAACCUGCAGAUAUAUCUCAAGAGCACCCAAGGGCCCAUCGAAGUCUACCUGUGCCCAGAGGAGGUGCAGGAGCCGGACAGUCCUUCCGAGGAGCCCCUCCCCUCUACCUCCACCCUCUGCCCCAGCCCUGACCCUGCCCAGCCCAGCAGCAGCACCGACCCUAGCAUCAUGGAGCCCACAGCAUCCUCAGUGCCAGCGCCAGCGCCAACCCCCCAGCAGGCCCCACUGCCUCCAUCCCUGGUCCCCUUGGAGGCUACUGACAGCAUGCUGGAGCUGCCGCACCCACUCCUGCAGCAGACUGAGGACCAGUUCCUGUCCCCGACCCUGGCAUGCAGCUCCCCUCUGAUCAGCUUCUCCCCGUCCUUGGAUCAGGAUGACUACCUGUGGGGCUUGGAGGCGGGUGAGGGCAUCAGCGACCUCUUCGACUCCUACGACCUCGGGGACCUGUUGAUUAAUUGAGUGGCCCCACCUGCCCCCAGCAGCCUGCCCCCGACUCUACCUCCUCACAAACAGGCUGACAGGCCCUCUGCCUGCACAGGGACAUUGGACACUAGGUGCUGCCCUCAGGGAAUGGGGUCUCCUUGCCUUUCCCACCCCAGCCGGCAGAAGCUGUGUGGGGAGAUAUGAAUGGUACGGGUGAGGAGGGGAUAAGGGUGUGGGUCCUCACCUUCCUAAUGGAAGCUGGGCCUGGGGAGGCCCAUCCAGUCUUCUGACCUCUGACCUCUCACGAGAAGGCUGCAGGUGAGGUGGCCAAGUCCAGGGAAAGGCCCUGCUACCUCCUUUUGAGGGGUAAUUAGGACCCUCGACGUACCAAGAAGCACUUAAUGCCUUUGUAUUUAUUUCAGGUUGAGUGGUUUGUUUGUGCUCCCUGAGUUUUAGCAGGGAGGUUGUUCUAGUUUUUAGUGAGACCUCCGCAGACAGGCCCAUCAGGGCCCAUCGCUGUCCAUGUUCCAGGGCAGGUCUGGGUUUCCAAGGGAGGGACCCAGGCCACAUCCCUGGUUUCCCCACAGUGGUGGUGGGGCUGGGUCUCUGAGGGGCUGUCCAGUCGGCCGGAACGCUAAUUGCACUUAGGCCUCACAAUUCUAGUGAACGGCAGCUGUGGGCCCUUUCGCCUCUCCACCUGUUCUUGGCCUCACAUCUCCAGCUGAGCCACUGGUCUUGGCUUCCUGGUCGCCUCUGUCCCAGAGAUGGUUCCAGGGAGUCAUCCUAAGGCAGGUAGCACUGAGGCUCCUGUGGAAACAGGAGCCACCUGCUCAGGAGACCCCUUUCCUGAGGAAGUCCUUACCUCUCCCUUCCUUUGAGAUGUAAAAAUGGUCCAGCAGAGACAAGCUCACAAGGAAAACAGACAGGAACAUGCGAGCAGCUGUCAUGGCUGUGGCGGGCACCUUUCCUCAGAGUUUCUGCCUUGCUCUGGUCCAGGAGCCAUUUUGCACCAAGGACUUGGUAGGCAGAGGCAGCCCCACUGUAAAGAAGGGUCAGAUUAAAACAAAAAACUGCCAAAAGCAUCCCUUCCGCCCCCCAGUGUGGCGCUGGCAUCAUUCUCUGCUUCCCUGGGAGGAAGUUUUUCACCAUGUUAUUGAAGGGGAUGGUUCCUUAAGGACCGCUCCACCCCUCAGAGCUCACUCAGACCCCCAAGGACAGAGGUGACUGGGGCUUGGUGACUUGUUCACCCCUUUUUUCCCAGGUAUACUGAAGGGGUGACAGAGAGAGGUCUUCAUGGCAGACCAGGCCUUCGCAGCUAAUGGGGAGAGGAACUCAUGUUACCUCUUCAGGCCUGGGGUCCUAAGGGGGUCUUUUGGCUUCAGCCUGUUCCCCCAGAGGCUUGAUUAUCCCACAUUGUCCCUGCAGCCCAGCUGCUCUUGUCCUCCACCCACCCUGGGAUGUGGGUGCUCUGGGCUGAACCAAGGCCAUGCCUUCUGGAGAGAGGCGCAGGGGUUGGUCUGAGAGGCCUGCCACCCACCCCUCAGGGAGCUAGGUUUUCUCAGAGGCUCGGCUGGACAGCACUUUUUAAAAAAGUUUGGGCCGGGUGCGGUGGCUCAAGCCUGUAAUCCCAGCACUUUGGGAGGCCGAGACGGGCGGAUCACGAGGUCAGGAGAUCGAGACC